UCCUUUCGGAGACCUCCGCAGCAUCCACACCAAAAUUAUGGCGCCUACAAUCACGGCAGCAAUGGCCAACUCUCAGGAACACCUGACUCUGAAUCACAAGCUCAGAAAGCCUCUGGUGGAGAAGUUACGCAGAGAGCGAAUCAACAGCAGCAUCGAGCAGCUCAAGUCUCUCCUGGGUCCAGAGCUCCUCAAGCAGCAGCCAGACUCCAAGCUGGAGAAAGCAGACAUCCUGGAGAGGACCGUCUGCUUCCUGACGCAGCUGAUGCAGCAGAACCAGCAGCAGAGAGGACGGCUGAACCAGCUUGAACAUCUCGACGCCUCUUUUAAUGACAACCAGAAAGAGGCUGAGAUCACUCAGAACUCCACGGUUCAGACCAGCAAAGACGAAGAUCCAGAGGUUAAAGUGUGGAGGCCUUGGUAGACACCUUCUGACUGAAGUUGCUAUCAGACUGAAUAGGAAGAGGACACUGGUCCAAGAGGACUAUCCUCAGAAACCUUUCUGAGGACUUUGUAUUCUGUUUAAACAGAGCUUUUAUGAUUUAUACAGAUUUUUUUUUUUGUUUUGUUUUGCUUUGUGUUAUUACAUUUCUAGUGGAAAUGGCUGCAACAUCUUUUGUGUUAAGAUGGAAAAGAAUUAUCAUGCAUGUUGCAUGAAACUUGAAUAUCUUUUUUUUUUUUUUUUUACUGUGCCUUCAGGCAGACAAUUUUACUGACAAAAUUGAUCGUCUAUUUAUCAGUAAAUUACCAUAUUGGUCAAACAAUGCUGAGCUAAAUUCAUUGAAAUUUGAAGAUUUUGAUCAUCUGUUUGUACAGAAGAAUUGCUUCUAUGUAUGAAGCCUCUUUAAUACCUUGUUUUCAGUGCAAGAUUUAUUUUUCUUAGGAAAUAACAUAUACUGUUUUAGUGCAUGUUGCAUAAAACAUUUCUUUUUACCAAGUAAAUGUUAUAUUAUCUGGCUGUAACGCUAGGGUAGCACUUGCUACAUCCUGAUUUCUAUUUACUGCUAUGACGGAAAAUGAAAAGUUCUUUCUGAGGACUUGUUUUAUUGAUGAACUUUUAAUCUCUUUGAUUACUGCAAACUGAUCUUUUGUAAGAUCCUAAUGUUAAUUAGUUCAUUUUAAUGAUGUAAUGAUAACACAAUUUUAAUAAUUGCAACUGUUUUGUUACGUGGUUGAUCAUUUUGUCAUCCUCACUUUAUGGGAUUGCAGAAAAAAUUAUGUAUUCUGAGGUUAAUUUACCUGUCAAACUUUUUUUCAUGUUGAAAAGUGUUUCUCUUCGUUGACCACUGAACAAAACUUUGUGGUUGUGAAGAAUUAUGUGACCAGUUUAGGUCAAAAGGAAGAUGUUCUUAAUCUUUUCCUCAUAAAGUGUAGAGUUUUUUUCUACACAGGUUUUACAAAAUCUCAAAAGAACAGUGAGUUCUGUAAGUUGUUUGUCUUUUAUAAAGAUGCUGCUCCUUUACUCUCUCUGAGUACCAUGGGUCUUGUAGAAAUCUACAAGUUGUUGUUUGAUGUUUCAUCAAAUUUAUGUGGAAUUUCACAACUUUGAGUGUUUAAGUUAAUAAACAGAUCCAAACCCUCAA
Messenger RNA from Fundulus heteroclitus (mummichog), 1580 nucleotides. RefSeq names its product transcription factor HES-5-like. The transcript has 2 exons. Gene Ontology annotation, cellular component: nucleus. Gene Ontology annotation, biological process: regulation of transcription by RNA polymerase II; anterior/posterior pattern specification; regulation of neurogenesis. Bases 38 to 421 code for a protein of 127 amino acids. The record is from RefSeq and is a predicted model, not a curated record. Gene Ontology annotation, molecular function: DNA-binding transcription factor activity, RNA polymerase II-specific; protein dimerization activity; RNA polymerase II cis-regulatory region sequence-specific DNA binding. NCBI's taxonomy places the organism in Eukaryota, Metazoa, Chordata, Actinopteri, Cyprinodontiformes, Fundulidae.